UCCGCUCGAGCGCUAGGUAUUUCGCGAAAAUACCAGCCGUCCGCCCCGAGGCAUGCCCUCCGGCGGCCCUCCUCCCUCGCUGACGGCUUCUUCGCCGGCUUGCAGCCCUUCGACGGCGCUCCCUUCCGCGUCCCAGUUUAAUAUAUGACGACAGUAGGGAGCAUCAAGUCCACCUCUCUCAACGGGGUCAAGAUAUACUCGGUCUCCGGUCAGCGUUCUUUGCCCUCAUGGCUCCCGCCUAAGAAGCUCAAAGCCCUCCGCAAAGACAGAGAGUACCUCCGAAGGGUGGAUUUGAUCCAGGACUUGAAAUUUGAAACUGCAGCAACCAAAAUUAAGGUGACUCCUGAUGGAGAAUAUUUAAUCGCCUCAGGUAUUUAUCCUCCACAAGUGAAGGUAUUUGAGUUACGAGAAAUGUCAUUGAAGUUUGAAAGGCACUUGGUUUCCGAAGUAAUUAAUUUCGAGGUGCUUGGUGAUGAUUACUCCAAGCUUGCAUUUCUCUGUGCUGAUCGCUCUAUCUGUCUGCAUGCUAAGUAUGGGAGUCACUAUAGCUUACGAAUCCCAAGGAUGGGAAGGGAUAUGAAGUAUGACAACUGGUCCUGUGACUUACUUUGUGCCGCAUCCUCACCCGAGUUAUACAGAAUUAACUUGGAAAAGGGCUGUUUUUUGUCAUCGAUCAGUUCUCGAUCACCGGCUAUCAAUGUAGUCUGCCGUAGGCCCAAGCUAUUGCAGAUCCAUUUGCUUAUGAAGCUUAUAUAGAGAAAAAGAAACAGGAAAAGAUAGAGGCUGACCGCGCUUCUCGUAUUACGAUUAAAAGGAAGUUGCCCAAAGUAAACCGUUUACUUGCUGCCAAACUUCUUGAAAAUCAGGAAGCAGAAGGUGAGGUUACAGUGGCAGAUGGCCCUAAUACAAAAAAAAAAUCUUCAAAGAAAAAUAGAGGCUUGACAACUGAGAUUUUGAAGGAUGAGCGUUUUACUGCAAUGUUUGAGAAUAAGGACUUUGAAGUUGAUGAACAGUCACGUGAAUAUCUUUCACUUCAUCCUCAAUCAGCAAAGAAGAGUUCCUCUGUGAUCGAAGAAUAUUUUGAUCCCGUAAUGGAGGAUGAGGAGGUGGGCCAUGGUAGUUCGGAUGCUUCAGUAACCUCUCAGUCUUUAGAAGAAGGGUCUGAUGAGGACAGCAAGCAUAAGAAUUCAAAGCGCGUGAGGUUAUAUGAAGUGAAGGAUGAGCGCCACGCCGAAGCAUUUUGGAACUCGGUGUCCCUCGCAAAGGAUGAUGCCCUCCCUCUCGGCGAGAGGGCCGCAGCACUGGAGAACAGGUUUGCCGCUCCUAGUGACGUAAAGGUCAGCUUCGGCGGCUCGCGAGAGAUUUCAUUUUUAUCCAAAAGUUCAAAAAAUCAGAAGAAGAAUGAGAAGCCUCUCCAAGAGAAGAGAAGGGGCAUUAAACCGCUUGGGUUGAAGCCAAGCAAAGCAGAAUUCUAUGGCAGGAAAAGGCAGAAUGGCCGCAGUAGAAGACACUGACAGUGGCAUUGUGAAGAUUGUUUCAUUGCAUUUAGAAUGGCAACUUGAGGUGUUUUUUGUUGAUGUUUAGUCUAUUAUUAUUAAGGGCUGUGGUAAUUAUUCAAUUAUUUUGUGAGCUUUUUGUUGUUGUUGAUCUGUAAUGCUGAUGAAUAUUUAGUUUAUUUUUG
This is a messenger RNA of Phalaenopsis equestris, 1681 nucleotides long. RefSeq names its product nucleolar protein 10-like. Gene Ontology annotation, cellular component: nucleus; nucleolus; small-subunit processome. Gene Ontology annotation, molecular function: protein binding. The record is from RefSeq and is a predicted model, not a curated record. Gene Ontology annotation, biological process: maturation of SSU-rRNA from tricistronic rRNA transcript (SSU-rRNA, 5.8S rRNA, LSU-rRNA). Lineage: Eukaryota; Viridiplantae; Streptophyta; Magnoliopsida; Asparagales; Orchidaceae.